This is a messenger RNA of Magnolia sinica, 2456 nucleotides long. RefSeq names its product potassium transporter 5-like. Gene Ontology annotation, cellular component: membrane. Bases 1 to 2286 code for a protein of 761 amino acids. The record is from RefSeq and is a predicted model, not a curated record. Lineage: Eukaryota; Viridiplantae; Streptophyta; Magnoliopsida; Magnoliales; Magnoliaceae. The transcript is spliced from 8 exons. Gene Ontology annotation, molecular function: potassium ion transmembrane transporter activity. Gene Ontology annotation, biological process: potassium ion transmembrane transport.
AUGAAGGAUAGGAAAUUCUCGAGGGAGAAGUUGCGUAGGUAUGAUUCUUGGGACGUUGAAGCAGCCACUGGUGCUGAGGGCCGUGGAUCCAAGGUCUCUCUCUCUCUCUCUCUCUCUCUCUCUCUCUCACACACACACACACACACACACACGGUUGAUUGGACGAUGAUUCUAAAACUAGCCUUCCAGAGCAUUGGAAUUGUGUAUGGCGACAUCGGCACAUCUCCUUUAUACGUGUACUCAAGCACCUUCACCAACGGCAUCAACCACAACGAUGACAUCUUGGGUGUGUUGUCCAUGAUCAUCUAUACUCUCACCUUGCUCACCUUGAUCAAGUACGUCUUCAUCGUCCUCCAUGCAAACGACAACGGCGAUGGUGGGACAUUCGCAUUGUAUUCGCUGAUCUGUCGUUAUGUUAACGUCAGUUUGAUUCCAAGCCAGCAAGCUGAAGAUAGGGAUGUUUCUAAUUUCCAGCUCGAGCUGCCGAGCAAUCGUCUUCGUCGAGCAUCUAACCUGAAAUCGACGUUGGAGAAGAGCCUAUUCGCGAAGUAUCCUUUAUUAUUCUUGACCAUGCUUGGAACUUCCAUGGUGAUCGGUGAUGGAAUCCUCGCUCCAUGCAUCUCAGUCUUGUCUGCAGUGGGUGGGAUACAGGAAGCUACAAGCGCCAUGACCGAAGGAAGGAUUGUAUGGAUAUCAGUUGUCAUCUUGAUCUUCCUAUUCUUAGUUCAGAGAUUUGGAACUGGUAAGGUGGGCUACAGCUUCGCACCAAUCCUCAUCGUGUGGUUCCUAAUGAUCGGCGGCAUUGGCAUUUACAACUUUGCCAAAUACGAUCCACACGUUAUAAAGGCCCUCAAUCCAAAAUACAUCAUCGAUUAUUUCAGGAGAAACAAGAAAGAUGCAUGGAUUUCUCUUGGCGGCGUCGUACUCACCAUCACAGGAACUGAGGCGAUGUUCGCUGAUGUUGGGCACUUCACCGUCCGUUCCAUACAGAUAAGCAUGUGCACGGUAACUUUCCCAUCUAUCAUUUUAGCGUAUGUGGGCCAAGCAUCAUAUCUCCGUUUGCGCAACGGCGACGUCGGACAAACCUUCUAUCGGUCCAUACCAGAUCCUUUAUAUUGGCCCAUGUUUGUGGUGGCUGUCUUGGCGGCAAUCAUCGCCAGCCAAGCCAUGAUCUCCGGCACCUUCUCCAUCAUCCAACAGUCCAUAUCGCUCGGCUGCUUUCCUCUGGUCAAGAUCGUCCACACAUCCUCAACGUAUGAGGGUCAGGUCUACAUACCUGAGAUCAACUACCUGCUCAUGUUUGCUUGUGUUUCAGUUACCGCCGGAUUCAAGACGACCAUGAAGAUCGGCAAUGCGUACGGAAUUGCCGUCGUGUUCGUGAUGACUCUAACAUCUGCAUUGCUGGUGCUGAUAAUGGUGAUGAUAUGGAAGACCCACAUCAUUCUCGUGAUCUUAUACAUCCUGAUCAUCGGCUCUGUCGAACUACUCUACCUCAGCUCGGUCCUUUACAAAUUCGAUCAAGGAGGCUACCUCCCGCUAGCUUUCGCUGCAUUCCUUGUAAUCGUAAUGUGUCUAUGGAACUACGUAUACCGAAAGAAGUACAGCUACGAGCUCGACAACAAGGUCUCGCUAGAUAAGAUACGAGAGAUUACCACCAACCCCAGCUUUUCCCGCUUGCCUGGGAUUGCACUAUUCUACUCGGAGCUCGUCCAAGGGAUCUCGCCCAUCUUCGAGCACUACAUUGCCAAUGUGCCAGCAUUGCACUCUGUGCUAGUGUUUGUAUCAGUCAAAUAUCUCCCCAUAAGUAAGGUCUUGCAUGAUGAACGGUUCCUGUUCCGCCACGUGGGCCCGGGAGAGCUGGCUGUGUUUAGGUGUGUGGUGAGAUAUGGGUACAAGGACAUGCAGAAUGAGCGUGGGUCAUUUGAGCAGGAAUUGGUGGACCGGCUGAAGGAGUUUAUCAGAUAUGAGAUGUGGGCCCCACCGAUGGAGGUGGCCCACCAUGAAGGGAAGAAUGGUGGUGCAACACCAAUGGUGGGCCAUGAUGGUGGAGAUGAAGAGGAAGCGAAGAAGAGACUGGUGGAGUUGAUAGAAAGAGAGAUGAAAAAAGGAGUUGUGCAUUUGUUAGGAGAGAGUGAGGGUGUUGCAAGAGAAGGGAGUGGCAUUGGGAGGAGGGUUUUGAUUGACUAUGCUUACAAUGCCCUAAGGAGGAAUCUGAGGCAAAGGGAUGAAAUUUUUGAGAUUCCUCACAAGCGUUUGUUGAAGGUAGGAAUGACCUGUGAGCUUUAGGAGGAAGAUUUAAUUAAGUGGUUCCCAUGAUCUGGGCCGUUCCUUAAGUGGGUCCUUCCAUGAACGUGCCAUGGCCUUGAAAACUAGGUUAGUUUGCUAAUCAGGAGGGCUACAAGUGCAUCAGUCGAACUUGCAUUGCAUGGCCUUCAUGGUAAGUGGGGUGGACUGAU